This is a messenger RNA of Protopolystoma xenopodis, 435 nucleotides long. Lineage: Eukaryota; Metazoa; Platyhelminthes; Monogenea; Polystomatidea; Polystomatidae. The record is from the annotation of a GenBank genome assembly.
AUGAAUUUCGUCAAUGAAUUUCAAGCUGCUACUGAACUAGUAAUGCGCGAGGCACAGGCUUUAUCUGACAGUGCUGUCCAUCAGAUGCAGCAGGCUGUGCAAACACCUACUGCCAAGCGGAUUGCUCUCAACAUUGACGUUAACGCACCAGUCAUAUUCAUGCCGCAACACUCAACCUCACCCAAUGCUUUGAUGUUUGAUUUAGGCCAUCUGGGCAUCAGUAAUUCCUUCAUUGUGUCUGAGUUCCCUCUAAGUGGCAGCAGUUUUUGCUCAGUUAAGAGCAUCCAGACCAAGUUGGUUGACUCGGUAUCCGUCAUGGUGGAGCGGAUCGAUGUCAAACUUGAGGACCUUCGCCUUUCUAGGGGCACAGUUACCGAAUUAUAUGUUAAUUACGGUGGCCGCAUUCGGUGUCGAAUUCGUUUUGAGAAGAAGUAG